AACCCCAACCAGGUGUGGUGGAGUACACCUGCAACCCCAGCUCUUAGGAGGUUGGGCAGAUGGAUAAAAAGGUGCAGACCAGCCUGGACUACAUAGAGAGAGCCUGUCUGAAAAGAGGAUGAGUGUGCCCCCCACCUGAAGAGGACAAGUUGGGUCCCAAGCCAUGUCCCUGAGCUGAGUGCCUGCCCAGCCUGAGGAGCCCCCAUGGCACCUCCUCUCCCCAUGGAGAAAGGAUUCACUUUGCCCCAGGAUUUUGUACACAGCCUGAAGAUUCGGGGCAAAUACGCCCUGUUCCUGGCAUUUGUGGUCGUAGUUUUUGUCUUCAUUGAAAAGGAAAAUAAAAUCAUAUCCAGGGUCUCGGACAAGCUGAAGCAGAUCCCUCCGUUUGUGGCAGAUGCCAACAGCACCGACCCAGCCUUGCUCUUAUCAGAAAAUGCAUCUCUCUUGUCCCUGAGCGAGUUGGAUUCCACCUUCUCCGAGCUGCAGAGCCGCCUGCGCAACCUCAGCCUGCAGCUGGGCGUGGAGCCAGUGAUGGAGGCCCAAGGGCAGGAGGCUGCAGCAGAGAAGCCAUCCCAGCAGGCUGGAGCAGGACACCGGCGCCACGUGCUCCUCAUGGCCACCACCCGCACAGGCUCCUCGUUCGUGGGCGAGUUCUUCAAUCAGCAGGGUAACAUCUUCUACCUCUUCGAGCCACUGUGGCACAUCGAGCGUACCGUGUUCUUCCAGCAGGGGGGCGCCAGCGCUGCGGGCUCAGCGCUGGUCUACCGUGAUGUCCUCAAGCAGCUGUUGCUGUGUGACCUGUAUGUGCUGGAGCCCUUCAUCAACCCGCCGCCCGAGGACCACUUGACUCAGUUCCUGUUCCGCCGGGGAUCCAGCCGCUCGCUCUGCGAGGAUCCAGUGUGCACGCCCUUCGUCAAGAAGGUCUUCGAGAAGUACCACUGCAGGAACCGUCGCUGCGGGCCACUCAAUGUGACCUUGGCAGCCGAGGCCUGCCGGCGUAAGGACCACAUGGCCCUCAAGGCCGUGCGCAUCCGGCAGCUGGAGUUCCUGCAACCGCUGGCCGAGGACCCGAGGCUGGACUUGCGAGUCAUCCAGCUAGUGCGCGACCCUCGGGCCGUGCUAGCCUCACGCAUAGUGGCCUUCGCGGGCAAGUACGAGAGCUGGAAGAAGUGGCUGGCAGAGGGGCAGGACCGGCUGAGCGAGGAUGAAGUGCAGCGGUUGCGGGGCAACUGUGAGAGCAUCCGCCUGUCUGCAGAGCUGGGCUUGCAGCAGCCAGCCUGGCUGCGUGGUCGCUACAUGCUGGUUCGCUACGAGGAUGUGGCGCGCAGGCCGCUGCAAAAGGCCAGAGAGAUGUACAGCUUCGCGGGCAUCCCCCUGACUCCACAGGUGGAGGACUGGAUCCAGAAGAACACACAAGCGGCCCGCGACAGCAGCGACGUCUAUUCCACCCAGAAGAACUCCUCGGAGCAGUUUGAGAAGUGGCGCUUCAGCAUGCCCUUCAAGCUGGCACAGGUGGUGCAGGCUGCCUGCGGCCCGGCCAUGCGCCUCUUCGGCUACAAGCUGGCCAGGGAUGCCGCCUCGCUCACCAACCGCUCCAUCAGCCUGCUGGAGGAGCGGGGCACCUUCUGGGUCACGUAGUGGGGAUGCACGGGGACCCUGGGAAUCCCUUCUUGUGAAAUGCUGGCCCUGCUUCCCUCACACCCAGCCUGGCAAUGAGACACAGCCCUGGCAGAGAGUCAAGAUGGGGAGCAGUGAUGGGAACAUAGGCCCUGGCUGUAGCUGUAGGCCUCUGGCCAGGUAGUUUCCCCAGCACAGCCACAGCUAGGACCUUGGGGGCCCCUCCGAGAACAGCAAUACCCUGUCUCUUUGGUGGUACUGGUCAUUCCCACACACAUUAUGACCUACAGUGUCCCAAGUAGGCCCAGGCAGGUUCUUGUGUAUGGAUGGGCAUACUUCCCCAGCUCUGUCUCACACUGUCACAGAAACAUAUAUGAAACACACAAAGGCCUGUAGGCUGUGUGGGCCAGAGUCCAACUAUUUAACAACCAGAAGGGCGUCGGCCCUCUCCAGUCACUCAGAUCUCCUACUAUAUUGAGUGAGUGUUAACCUUUUCCUCUCUGAGUCAGAAAAGCCUGGGGAUCUGACGGAGUCCUUGGCAGGAGGAGGGCAGCCUGGGAUGAGGAAGGGGACAUUUGAAAGCUCCUGCGGGAACAACAGCUGUUUACCAACUCAUAGAAAAUGGUCUGAUUUAGCCUUUCUGGUUCCUCAUGGAUAUCAGCUUGUGUAGAACAAGACACAGAAAAUGCACAUAGAGACCAUGCAAGGCUCGGGGUGUGGCUCAGUGGUAAAGCCCUUGCAGAGCUCUCUCAUGAACAGGGCCCUGGGUUUGAUCCCAGAACUGCAAAAAAUAAGGAAAAAUAAGACAUACAUGUGUGUAUAGCGUUGAGAGAGAUAGAAAAGCAUCUUAAACUCUCUCUCUCUCUCUCUCUCUCUCUCUCUCUCUCUCACA
This is a messenger RNA of Onychomys torridus (southern grasshopper mouse), 2509 nucleotides long. It is a transcript of the gene Chst3, whose product is annotated as carbohydrate sulfotransferase 3. Gene Ontology annotation, biological process: carbohydrate metabolic process; N-acetylglucosamine metabolic process. The coding region runs from base 205 to 1638 and encodes 477 amino acids. Gene Ontology annotation, molecular function: N-acetylglucosamine 6-O-sulfotransferase activity; chondroitin 6-sulfotransferase activity. The record is from RefSeq and is a predicted model, not a curated record. Gene Ontology annotation, cellular component: Golgi membrane. The transcript is spliced from 3 exons. NCBI's taxonomy places the organism in Eukaryota, Metazoa, Chordata, Mammalia, Rodentia, Cricetidae.